Molecule: messenger RNA, 3899 nt
Organism: Rhinolophus ferrumequinum (greater horseshoe bat)
Lineage: Eukaryota; Metazoa; Chordata; Mammalia; Chiroptera; Rhinolophidae
Gene: ENPP5
Product: ectonucleotide pyrophosphatase/phosphodiesterase family member 5
Exons: 4
Coding region: 220-1653 (477 amino acids)
Source: RefSeq, a predicted model, not a curated record
GGGAGGCGGUGCUGGUCAGGUGCUCUGCGCCGAGGUUGCGUGCAGGUGAGCGGCUGCGGGUUCAAGGGGCGCCGGUCGCUCUCGCCAGCUCCCCGCUAUAGCCCCUGGCUUGCGGAGGGAUCCCCCUCCAGAUUCUCCUUCCCAUCGCCCCCAUCCAGUGCGGUCUGACCGGAUUGCUGCGAAGAUCAUCUUACACUAAACUGAUCAAGUACUUUGAAAAUGACUUCAAAACUCCUCUGGGUGGCUUUCAUACUUGCUGCAUUAACACUGUCAAUUACAUUUUCUCUCCAACCAGACCAGCAAAAGGUUCUUCUAAUUUCAUUUGAUGGAUUCCGUUGGGAUUACUUAUAUAGAGUUCCAACACCCCAUUUUCAUUAUGUUAUGAAAUACGGUGUUCAUGUGAAACAAGUUACUAAUAUUUUUAUUACGAAGACGUACCCUAACCAUUAUACUUUGGUAACCGGCCUCUUUGCAGAGAAUCAUGGGAUUGUCGCAAAUGACAUGUUUGAUCCGAUUCUGAACAAAUCUUUCUCCUUGGAUAACAUGAAUAUUUAUGAUUCUGAGUUUUGGGAAGAAGCAACUCCAAUAUGGAUCACAAAUCAGAGGGCAGGACAUACUAGUGGUGCAGCCAUGUGGCCCGGAACUGAUGUAAAAAUACAUAAGAGCUUUCCUACUCACUACAUGCUUUACAAUGAAUCCGUUUCGUUUGAAGAUAGAGUUGCCAAAAUUAUUGAAUGGUUCACAUCAGAAGAGCCCAUAAAUCUUGGCCUUCUCUAUUGGGAAGACCCUGAUGACAUGGGCCACCAUUUGGGACCUGACAGUCCGCUCAUGGGGCCUGUCAUUUCCGAUAUCGACAACAAGUUAGGAUAUCUUAUACAAAUGCUGAAAAAGGCAAAGCUGUGGGACACUCUGAACCUUAUUAUCACAAGCGAUCAUGGAAUGACCCAGUGUUCUGAGGAAAGGGUAAUAGAACUUGACCAGUAUCUGGAUAAAGACCACUACGUCCUGAUUGACCGAUCCCCAGUAGCAGCCAUCUUGCCAAAAGAAGGUAAAUUUGAUGAAGUCUAUGAAGCACUAGCUCAUGCUCAUCCUAAUCUUACUGUUUACAAAAAAGAAGAGAUUCCAGAAAGAUGGCGUUACAAAUACAAUAAUCGGAUUCAACCAAUUAUAGCGGUGGCUGACGAAGGGUGGUAUAUUUUACAGAAUAAGUCGGAUGACUUUCUGUUAGGCAACCAUGGGUAUGAUAAUGCAUUAGCAGAAAUGCAUCCAAUAUUUUUAGCCCACGGUCCUGCCUUCAGAAAGAAUUUCACAAAAGAAGCCAUGAACUCCACAGAUCUGUACCCACUGAUCUGCCACCUGCUCAAUAUUACUGCCAUGCCACAUAACGGAUCACUCAGGAAUGUCCAGGGUCUGCUCAGUUCAACAGCUCCAAGAGCGAUUCCUUACACGCAGAGCACUACCCACCUCCAUGGUAGUGCCAAACCAAGAGAAAAUGAGCAAGAGGAGUCGUAUGCUUAUUUCCUAGGGGUCUCUCUCGGUAGCAUUAUAGUUAUUGUAUUUUUUAUAAUUUUCAUUAAACAUUUAAUUCGCAGUCAAAUGCCUACCUUACCAGAUAUGCAGGCUGAAAUAACUCAACCAUUAUUACAAGCCUAAUGAUACUUUAAGUGAAGAUUGCCUAAUUAUGGCAGUGUUUAAAGAUUUCAAAUUCUAGGAAACCACUCUCAGACUUUUGCACAGACUAUUAAGCAAUUAUGUACUGUAUAGGCAUAGUGUCUCUCUCUCUCUCUCUCUCUCUCUCUCUCUCUCUCUCUCUCUCUCUCUCUCUCUCUCUCUCUCUCUCUCUCUCUCUCUCUCUCUCUUUCUCUCAUGCACACACAUUGAUGGACCAAAAUACACAUACUUGCAAAAGAUUAAAAAUGUGGAAGUAUGUUUCCAUUGUUUUGUCUGGCAUUUGGAUAGACAAAAUACUGCUUUAUUUGGACUUGGCACAUAAAAUAUAUAUAUUUAGCCACUUUGCACUAUUUAAAGUACCUUGUAUAUUGCACUUUAAAUUAGUCUCUUAAUGGGUACUUUUAUGUGAAAUGCACUUUAUUAACAAUUAUGUCUUAUAACUUUGUUGAAAAAUAUAAUUUUUGCACCCAUGUCACAGAAUACUUGCUAUUUGUUUUUCAAACUGAAUGAAAUUUCUAAUCAUUACCAAACAAUGUAGAAAUCUAUCUUCUUAAAUUGGGAGAGCAAGAAGAAAGUGAAAACUGUUGAAAAUCCAAUGUGACAACCUUUGUACAUUGAAUUUUGGAGAGAUGCGUUUCUUACAGCAGGAUACAUCUGCGGGCAUUCCUUGUCAUAUGUCUUUCCAAAGGACAUAGGUUUUUAUUUUCUUUUCCCAAAAAGGUUCAAUUACUGAUAGAUUCAUUCUAAACAUAUUGUUUCUGUCAUAAAAUUCAUAUUGCUAUUCCCUAAUUGGUCAUUUUACUCUGAUUUUUAUAACACCAUGAAUAUACAUUUCUUUCUUCUGUAGUCCAACACUGGCCUGAAUUUUAGAGACCAGGCAUCAUCUUGGCAAUAUUUUCUCUUACUCUGUAAUUAUUUGUUUCUUUGCAAACUAAAUCACUAUUAAUCACAUUAAAAUCAAAUUAGAUAAAACAAUGUUUUCUUUCUGGUAAUACGUAGUACCAAGUACAAGCAUCUUUUAGAUUUGAAUGUUUGAAGAUCCAGAAUUGCAAGAGAGCAUAACCUCUAUUAGGUAUUAAUACAGUGUAGGCCAUUCAGUCCUUUAAAACAGCUGCAUGGAUCUUGGGGGAAAAAUUAGGCAGGACCAUUUUUCAGUGUACCCAUCACAGUGCUAAAGGCGGCCUGAUAGCAAAAACUAGCAAAAUAACUUUUAGAAAUAACAAGUGUUGAAACAAGAGGCACUGAAAUUAUAGCAUUGUUUCAUGAAAUAUUUGAAUACCUGCUCCCUACAUGCUCAGUGGAAUCAAAGGUGAAUCCAAGUCCACAAAUAGACUUUACCUCCUGGGUAGAUACUCACCUGCCUGGUCAUCUCUGCUUCCAUUCCAUCCACCAAGAGCUGUGCUUUGGAUCUUUUAAGUAGUCGGAUUGAAGAGAGGGAGGCAUUACCUAUGGUUACUUAGAGGAAAGAGGAAGCCCUGGAAAGAACAGCUUUCCUUGAAAACAGAAACUAGUUUAUAGACACAUGGCCCCUAGAAAAUAUUGUGAUUUCAUGUAUAUGCACUGACUGGCUAAUUAGGUAAAAUGGUAAAUGUAUUUUAGGAAGAAAGGAUAAAUCAGAUGUAAAAAAUAAAAGUGGCAUGAUUAAAAAUACAAUUGAAUGUAAGUGCUUCCUACAACAAGGUGGGUGAAUUGCUUUUAGAAUGAUACCAAUAAAAAAUGUUAGCACCUAGUUCUCAUUUCAUUAUACAACCUCUUCAUAGGAUAGAAUGGAAUCACUGGAAAUGUUACUGUGGAUUAAAAAGCUGAGAAGUUAGACGGUAGGUGGCGAACUCCUGAAAAAGUCUGAACUCUGGAUUAGACACUCGAGAAUAUCUGACCAUAUUCUGUUGGUCAUGUUGGCUUGUUUUGUAGCUAUGAACUUUAUCUGCCUUCUGGAGAUGGCAGUAUAACAACGGAAAGAGGAAAUUCAUCUAUUUAAAACCGUUACUAUUCAAGUGCUAUCUGUACGUUUAAACUAAUUGUUUCAUUCAAUUCAUUUCAGAUUUUAGAAAGUGCUGUUCCUUAGCAGUAAGAAGAAAGUAAAUUCUGUAACUUUGAUGAAAUCAUUAAAAUUGUGAUAUGAAGAUUUGAUUAUUGAAUGGUUUCUUUUAUUUACAGACACUUAUUUUCCUGUAAAAUAUCAGCAGGAGAGUUUACCUGAAAGAAAAUAAAAUUUUAAACUUUGCUGG